AUGGGUCUUCGAACCGUUCUUGCUACCGCCAUUACUGGCUUGCCAGUCAUCCAAGCUGCCAUUCCCACCAUUUCGGGAUUCACGCUGACCUGGGGUGACGACUUUGUUGGCUCCGCCAACAGCCUUCCCAGCACAUCAAACUGGAUCAUCGACACUGGCACCAGCUACGCGGGAGGUCCUGCCAACUGGGGCACGGGAGAGAUCCAGACAUACACCAGUAGCCCCAGCAACUUGAAGCUGAAUGGAAAUGGGGCCCUCCAAAUCACCGCAAUCAAGAGCUCUUCCGGUGCCUGGACCUCUGCUCGUAUUGAAACUCAACGCAGUGACUUCAUUGCACGCGCAGGAGGUAAAAUGAGAAUCCAGGCAAGUCUCAACCUGCCUAAUGUUGGUAGCAACGGCAUUGGGUAUUGGCCAGCGUUUUGGACACUCGGUAGUGCGUAUCGAGGCAAUUACCAAAACUGGCCUUCCGUUGGUGAAUUCGAUAUAAUGGAGAACGUGAAUGCGAUAAACCGUGUCUGGGGCGUGAUGCACUGCGGUGUUAACCCCGGCGGGCCGUGCCGAGAGACGGACGGCCUCGUGGGAUCGCGAGAGUGCCCUGGAAGCCCAUGCCAAGGCAACUUCCACACCUACACCCUGGAGGUCGAUCGUACUCAGGAGCUCGAGGCUGUCCGAUGGUUUGUCGACGGCACUCUCUUCUGGCAAAUUGUGGAAACCGACCUGCCGGCCGACACCUGGGCUCAGGCAGUUCACAAUCCUCACUUUGUGUUGCUGAACCUGGCUAUCGGAGGUGCUUUCCCCAACAACAACUAUGGCAGCGCCACUCCACUCGCCAAUACUGUCAGCGGUGGCACACUGCAGGCAGAGUACAUCGCUGUCUAUAACGCCUAG
This is a messenger RNA of Diaporthe amygdali, 888 nucleotides long. Its product is annotated as endo-beta-glucanase. The record is from RefSeq and is a predicted model, not a curated record. Bases 1 to 888 code for a protein of 295 amino acids. Gene Ontology annotation, biological process: carbohydrate metabolic process. Gene Ontology annotation, molecular function: hydrolase activity, hydrolyzing O-glycosyl compounds. The transcript has 2 exons. Lineage: Eukaryota; Fungi; Ascomycota; Sordariomycetes; Diaporthales; Diaporthaceae.